CCGCAGUGUAAACCACCCAUACAUACAUACACGCACAGUGCUCUUACCCGAACAUAAGGGCAACCAACACGCGCCACCCUCCCCUCUCUUUCUCUCUCUAACUCAAUCUUAUUAAUAGGACCCCUCUCCCUCUCCCUCUCUCUGCUUCACUCUAAAACUUCCACCACACCCGCCGCCGCCACCUUUACUGAUAGUGAUUCUAGAGAGAGUCUUUUCAUAUUGAUUUUAUAUAGACAGAGAGAGACUUUCUUCUUUCCUUCUUGUUUUCACUCUGUACCUCCAUCACCACCUUGGUUAAUAGUGAUUUUUAAAGCUAGAGAGAGAGAGAGAGAGAUAGAGAUAGGGUCCAUGCUGAUUUUUUAGGGGGUGAGCACCUUUGAUUUUAGAGAGAGAGAGAGAGUGGGCGUGUUUUGAUAGUUUUGGGAGAGAAAGCUGUUGAUGUGUGGAAAGAGAAUGGAGGGCUCAGAAGCCCAUGGCUCUAAAGCUUUCUCUGAUUUUAAUGGAGGAGGUUACAUUUUUCCAGAGAUGAAUCAGCAAAGGCCAAUGCCGCCGCCCUAUAUGACCACUGAAUUAGGCUCAUAUAACAACAACAGCGGAGGAGGGCUCGCGAUUCCAGGGAAUUCAGUUGUCGCGUGGCCUAUGCCUCCUCCUCCCCCUCCUCCUCCUCCUCCUCCUCCUGUGGUCCCGAGUUUCAACCCCACUGUGGACCCGGCGGUCCACUUUGCCGUGCAGGCGCGGGAGCACGAGAGGUUUUUGGCUUGUAUGGGAGGAGGGGGGUUGACUAAUAGGCCCUCCAUCUAUUCGGGUUUGGGCUCUUCUUCAUCUUCUUCUCCUUCGACGUUUCAAGGGUUUGGGAGGAGGGGGAUACAGUUCGGUUAUGAGAGAGAAAAUAACGUUAUUUACGGGGGGGUUUCAGAUGGGGUUGGGAUUGGGAUUGGGAUUGGAGGAGGCGGAGACGCCGGAAAAAUGAGCGCUCAGGAGAUUAUGGAUGCCAAGGCUUUGGCCGCUUCAAAGAGCCAUAGCGAGGCGGAGAGGCGAAGGAGAGAGAGGAUCAAUACCCAUCUUCAUACCCUCAGAAGCUUGCUUCCCAAUACCACUAAGACGGACAAAGCUUCUCUGCUGGCAGAGGUGAUCCAGCACGUGAAGGAGCUCAAACGCCAAACAGCAGAGAUAGCAGAAACGAUGCCAAUCCCCACCGAAACGGACGAGCUCACAGUCGACCCUGACGACUCCUACGGCGAAGGAAAGCUCGUCAUAAAAGCCUCCAUCUGUUGCGAAGAUAGGUCCGAUCUCUUCCCCGAUAUCAUCAAAGCCCUGAAAGCCUUGCGCCUCCGUACUCUAAAAGCCGAGAUCACCACGCUCGGCGGUCGCAUCAAGAACGUUUUGCUAGUUACUAAUGAAGAAGAAGGCGAAGGCAGAGAACAAGACUCAAACGCUCCUUCGAUCAACUCCAUACAAGACGCUCUCAAGGCUGUGAUGGAGAGGCCACUCUCUGAGGAGUCCUCUUCAACCAACAUAAAGAGACAGCGCACUAAUGCUGCCAUGCUUGAACACAGGUCCAUGUAAACAAAAAGGGAAGAGAGAGAAAGGACCUUUUUCCUCUCUCUCUCUCUCUCUACUACUCCACAUAUAGUUAGUUAGGAACUG
Molecule: messenger RNA, 1647 nt
Organism: Amborella trichopoda
Lineage: Eukaryota; Viridiplantae; Streptophyta; Magnoliopsida; Amborellales; Amborellaceae
Product: transcription factor AIG1
Biological process (GO): regulation of DNA-templated transcription
Molecular function (GO): protein dimerization activity; DNA-binding transcription factor activity
Source: RefSeq, a predicted model, not a curated record